Molecule: messenger RNA, 4712 nt
Organism: Aquila chrysaetos chrysaetos
Lineage: Eukaryota; Metazoa; Chordata; Aves; Accipitriformes; Accipitridae
Gene: RFX2
Product: regulatory factor X2
Exons: 17
Coding region: 513-2699 (728 amino acids)
Biological process (GO): regulation of transcription by RNA polymerase II
Cellular component (GO): nucleus
Molecular function (GO): DNA-binding transcription factor activity, RNA polymerase II-specific; RNA polymerase II cis-regulatory region sequence-specific DNA binding
Source: RefSeq, a predicted model, not a curated record
GGGUAUAACUUAGCUACACCCUUCUCCAACUCCCAAGUGAGCAGAAGUAGCUGCCAUUGGAUGCUGAUGAAAAGGAACAAUUAAAAAUUGUGAAUUGGUAGGAGCAUUCAAUUCACCAGGAGACAGGGAAAUUCACGUCGUGUGAUUCGGUGCGUGGUUGGCCACCUCGCUGUCAUCUCAGCCUUCCAACAUCUUUGAUUUCUCUGGAUGACGUUUCUUGUUCGUAUUGUAAUGAUGUGGAUACCGCUGAUCAAUAGUGUCAAGUAUCUUAGGGAUUGUUGGUCAUUAGUGUGAAUUUGACUGUGACAACGUCUUAAAGAAGUUUAGAAAACCCAUCGGCUUUGGAUUAUGAAAUUACCCAUCCAGCCUUUGCCAGUGCCGUUGUCAUGACACGGAAUAUCGAGUGGAACUCCAUGGAUUAAGGAAGACCCCAAGGAUGGUGAAAGAUUGCUGAAGAGGAGGAGCGUCCAGAGCCUUCCCUUCUCACCAGCAAGACAAAGAAAAUACUAGGAAUGAACUACUGGCAGCAUGACUGGUGUGAGGCUGAAGCCUUUGGUGUUGUUGAUCACUGGUCUACCUUUCAGUGUGAGCGAAGGCUGUAUGAACAGGAUGGCCUCAUCUUACAGAGGGUUUUGGUCCAAGCAGCAGGCUCCGCUCCCAAAGGAGCGCAGAUGCAGCAAAUCUCUGUUCCCAGAGUUCAGCAGGUUCCACAACAGGUGCAAUCCGUGCAGCACGUAUAUCCAUCCCAGGUCCAGUAUGUGGAAGGAGAAGCUGUUUAUACCAAUGGAACCAUACGAGCCGCUUACUCCUACAACACCGAAGCUCAGAUUUACGCCCCCAGCAGCGCAGCAUCCUAUUUUGAAUCGCAGGGAGGUGGAGCUCAGGUGACUACAGCGGCAUCCUCUCCUACAGCCAUUCCCUCUCACAACAUGGUGGGCAUCACCAUGGACAUUGGGGGAAGUCCGAUCCUCUCCGGCUCGGGAGCCUAUCUCAUUCAUGGGGGGAUGGAAAACACUAGACAUUCUCUGUCACAUACUUCACGCUCCUCUCCAGCAACGCUUGAAAUGGCGAUUGAAAACCUACAAAAAAAUGAAGGGAUUACAUCACACAAAAGCAGUUUGCUCAACAGCCAUCUCCAGUGGUUGUUGGACAACUACGAGACAGCGGAAGGUGUCAGCCUUCCCAGGAGCUCUCUCUAUAACCAUUACCUGCGGCACUGCCAGGAGCACAAACUGGAUCCAGUGAACGCCGCUUCCUUCGGAAAACUGAUCCGUUCAGUGUUCAUGGGGCUGAGGACUCGCCGCCUGGGAACCAGGGGAAACUCCAAAUAUCAUUAUUACGGGAUCCGUCUAAAACCAGAGUCUCCGCUGAACCGCUUGCAGGAGGACACCCAGUACAUGGCAAUGAGGCAGCAGCCCAUCCACCAGAAGCAAAGGUAUAGACCAGCACAGAAGAUGGAUGGCAUGGCAGAGAGUGGGUCCAAUAGUAACCCGCACACUACGCCGGAGCAGUCGGUUGCUGCUCAAAGUCAACAUCAUCUGCAAUUCAUAGAUGUAACCCAUGUCUUUCCUGAGUUCCCAGCCCCACAUCUAGGUAACGUCCUCUUACAAGAAGGGGUCACCAUGAAUGAUGUGAAAACUCUGCAGCUUCUUUACAGGCGACACUGCGAGGCAACUUUGGAUGUUGUAAUGAAUCUUCAAUUUCAUUAUAUUGAGAAACUGUGGCAAUCCUUCUGGAGUCCUAAAACACCAUCUAGUGAUGGCUCUACUGCCCUGCCAUCCAGCGAAGAAGAACACGAAGGGACCCUCCCAAAAGAUAAGCUGAUCACUCUGUGCAAAUACGAACCCAUCCUCAAAUGGAUGAGAAGCUGCGAUCACAUCUUGUACCAGGCCCUGGUGGAGAUUCUCAUCCCAGACGUGCUCAGACCAGUGCCCAGCACGCUUACACAGGCGAUUCGUAAUUUUGCCAAGAGUUUGGAAGGGUGGCUGAUGAACGCAAUGAAUGAAUUUCCCCCGCAGGUUGUCCAGACCAAGGUCGGGGUAGUGAGUGCCUUUGCGCAGACAUUACGGAGGUACACGUCCCUGAACCACCUGGCUCAGGCCGCCCGUGCAGUGCUGCAGAACACUUCCCAGAUAAACCAGAUGCUCAGUGAUCUCAAUCGGGUCGACUUUGCCAAUGUGCAGGAGCAAGCCUCGUGGGUGUGCCAGUGCGAGGAAGGCAUGGUACAGAAGCUGGAGCAGGAUUUCAAGCUCACUCUGCAGCAGCAGAGUUCUCUGGACCAGUGGGCUAGUUGGCUGGAUAAUGUUGUUACUCAAGUCCUGAAGCAUCACGAGGGCAGUCCCACCUUCCCCAAGGCAGCCAGGCAGUUCCUGUUAAAAUGGUCUUUCUAUAGCUCCAUGGUGAUCCGUGACCUCACCUUGCGCAGUGCUGCCAGCUUUGGUUCCUUCCACCUGAUUCGCCUGCUCUAUGAUGAAUACAUGUUUUAUCUGGUAGAGCAUCGUGUUGCCCAGGCAACAGGGGAGACACCAAUUGCUGUAAUGGGAGAGUUUGGUGACCUCACAUCCCUGUCCCCAACACUGCUGGACAAAGAUGACAUUAGUGACCUGGGCAGCGAGGUGGACACGGGCUCCCGACGCGUGGGGGAGCCGCUGGUGAAACGGGAACGCAGUGACCCCGGCCACUCGCUGCAGGAGAUCUGAAAUGGGGAUUCGGCUUUUCGCCAGCUGGACGAAGACAUCCGGAGCCAGGUUUGACGGUCGCAAGCCUGAGUCUCCCCAUAUCUGCAUUAUUAGUGCCUCUUAGUUUCUCUUUAUGUUUACUUGCGUUUGAGGAUGGGCUCCGGGGUUGAGCCCGGGUGGGUGGUGGGACGGGGCUGGUUUGGCCGCCUGCUUUUCCUCCAGCAUGACUGCUGGCCGGAAGGCGAAGGUCCAAAGUCUGCUACCGAGCGAUGGAAGCCUCCGUUGUCAGCAGCGGAUCGGAUGUGCCUAGCUAGGAGAGGCUCUCCUCUCCAGCCUGAGCGAGGCGGGCAAACGAGGCUUUCUCUUUCAGGGAAGGUGGUUUGGGUUUCUUCCCCACUUCUCAGACUUCACUGUGAUACAAACUUGAACCAAUCAGUGCCCAAGAAGAAGGAAAAAUACCUGACCCUUCUCCUCCAGCCUUUCAAGACAAGCUGUCCUGGCUCUGACUUUGCCAAAUCAUUCGUUCGGGGAGCACAGGACAGUACGUCUCUCUUGUACCCGCCUGGGGAGACGGCUCCAGGCUGCACGUCCAUCUCGUCCCGGCAGAGCAAUGCACAUGCAUGCUCUGGGACUGACACGUAUGUGCUCUGGGACUGACACAUACAUGCUCUGGGACUAUGGGACAAGCAUUCCCACCUGCUCCCGUGUCUCUCCAGCUUGGCGUUCCAUCGCUGAUCCGCAGAUGCUCCUGGGACACUGUCAGGCCAACUCAAGAUACCAAAGGACUCUGAGGAAGUGGCAGCUGGUCGCAAAGUGUGUUCAUUGCCCCCUACGCUCUGAAGCCCACGGGCAAUCCCACGGGCAAUCCCCAUCCUCGCCAGGGUACCCGGGCAGAGGGGAACUCCUCCCACGUCCUGGGUUUUGUAAAAUUCUCGCUUGAUGUCCUGCUAAAAUGUUGAAGGUAGGGUGCAGCUGCCUGCGGGGCUGCGUCCGGAGCACGGGAGAGGGUGUGUGAUUGCAGUGCCUUAGGGUGGGCCAGCGUGCCUGCUUCCCCCUCCCCGCUCUGGGCGAGCCGGCGCAGCUCAGACCCUGAUAAAAAACAACCCAUCCCAUGUAGCAGCGAGGGGCUGUCAUGGGCCCCGGGUUUGCUCAACACUACGGUGGCAUUUUCCCUUGCUGUAUCGCUUCGCCUUUUCCUGCGGCAUCCUUGCGGCGGUGGCUCCCCUGGGGCUGAGCUGGGAGAGCUUCUGCCCCAGCGGGGUUUUAUUCUCCCUUUCCGUGUCCUGUGGGGUCUGGGCUGAUGUGGACUGCAGGGCAGAGGAGGGGGGGUGGAAUCUGUCGUCAAGCCAAACUGCAAAAACAAAGCUCCGGGGCAAAUCUUUGUGUGAAUAAAGGCCGUGUCAUAAAUAGCUUUUACUAUUAUUAUUUCUAAUGAUACAGUAUUUGAUGUGAGCUUUUCCAGGGGUCUCGUGUACAUUUGCAUAUCAGAGUAUAUUCUAUCCAAAUAUAUUAUUUACUCAUUUCGAAUGGUACUAAGGUAGCUGUGACACUUUAAAAAAUAUUGCUAAUGGAAAGUAAAAAGAAAGUGUGUAUAGUGGCACAUCUUUCCCUCUUACUGUCCCGUACUGUUGUCUGUCAGGAUGAUGUUUGUCUGUAAAUGUCUCAUAUCGAAGUAGCAGGAGACAAGUGAGAAAGCUGGAUUUAUGUGUAAAUAACAACAAUGAAUACUCCCUGGGUCAGAGUCCGCACUUCAGAUCCUGCUGAUGAGAUAAGAUGGUCUAAAAAAAACAACUGAGCAACCCAAGUCUUAAACUCCCCUGCUCCCAUUGAGUGUGAUAUUAACUUCAGCUGGUACAUUGGCUCUUCUUUGCAGCCGCUACCGACCGAACCCAGCCACCUUCUGCUUACCACGGACGUGCAAACGAGAUGCUCUGGAGCUCUGCAGCACUGUGCAAGGAGUCUGGAUAACCACCUAAACCCGAUAUGCACAAAAUUCCCAGCUAAACCUGAAUAGCAAUAAAUAUAUAUCAAAUG